UCUAGAAAUUCUUUUUGGUGUUCAAAACAUUUUUGAACGACUGUUAAUUGGGAUGCAGUGUAAAAAUUGAGCAAUGCAAUGAUGUAUAAAUAUAGAUGCACAGAUAGAGAUUGAUUAUGAUUAUCGAGAUUGUGUGGAACUGAUUUCUGGGAAUCGGAAGAAAUGCCGAUAAACAGAUAUCAGAUAAGAAAUGUGUACAGUUUGGCUGAUCCGGAGCUUUACAAAGCAGCUGAUAAAGAUGAUCCCGAAGCUUUGCUUGAAGGUGUUGCCAUGGCCGGUCUUGUUGGCGUUCUCCGUCAGCUCGGUGACCUAGCAGAGUUCGCUGCUGAGAUUUUCCAUGACUUGCAUGAAGAAGUGAUGGCAACUGCUGCUAGGGGCCAUGGUCUACUGGCACGCGUUCAGCAGCUUGAGUCGGAAUUCCCUUCAAUUGAAAGGGCAUUUCUGUCCCAAACACGACAUUCAAUUUUUUUUCCCAAUUCAGGUAUUGAUUGGCAUCCUAACCGUCAAACUGCGCAUAAUCUUAUCACUACGGGAGAUUUACCACGGUUUGUCAUGGAUUCUUAUGAAGAAUGUCGUGGUCCACCUCGAUUAUUUCUUCUAGACAAAUUUGAUGUUGGUGGUGCUGGGGCAUGUUUAAAACGCUACACUGAUCCGUCAGUUUAUAAAGUGGAAGCAUCAUCAUUUGAAAUUGAAAGUGCUGAAACUCAAAGGGAUAAAAAGAUCCGCAAGACGAAGAAGAAAGGAUCACGAUGGAAAGGGGGAGAGACUCAAGAGGUUUCACAGCUUUCACAUGUCAAACUCCAUCAGUUAUUCCUGGAGGAGCGCGUGCAGAAUGGUGCAAUUGAACCUGCACGUCUAGUCAAACUGAAGAAAAGGCCCAACAAACUCCCAUUUGACUUAGAAAGUGGAGAAAGUUACAUGAACAAGUUGUUAAAUUCUCCUGAGGAUAAACUUGUUCAUGAAGUACCUGUUUGUUUGUCAACUUUGAUGUUGCCUACGAAUACCUCUAAUGGAUCAAGGCUUGAAAUACCUGAGGAUAGUAUGGUGGGCUCAGCAUUAGGUUCGGCAGUGCAAAGUUCAAGGGCAGAGAAGAUCGUCUAUGGGGAUCCCACAGAUAGUCUCUCCAGGAAAGUAGCUGAAAGGCAGACUUCAGAGCAGCCAACUUCAGGCCUAAGCUUGGGAGCAGGUAUUAUCCCAUCUACACUUGAGGAGGAAGUAGAUGAGAAACAAAUAGCAGUUGUUGAGGAAAUUAAAACAGACGGUCUUCAAAAUGGUUACCUAUCUGAUGAUGUUGCAAGCGAGACGGACAAUUACAUGGAUGCUCUUGCUACAAUGGAGUCACAACUUGAAACAAAUGCGGAACUUAGAGCCAAGAUUGAUCCAAGCGUAGAUCAUGGAGAAUAUUCUGAUGCAAACAUAGAUCAAUUCCAAUCUCAAUUAUCAGGUUCUCAAUCGAGAGGGAACUCGAUUGCAUCAGAUGACGGGAAUAACUUGAUUAGGAAGGGAAUAACUACAUCUUUGUAUUCUGAUACUACAAGCAUGUCAACUGAAAAUGCAUCACCAGAAAUUCCUCAACCCUUUGCAUGUACCGAAAUUCCUUUUCAUCCAAGAGUUCCACCCAAGCAAGUCUCCGAUGCUGAAAAGAUUAUGGUGACCCAAUAUUUGGACCAUAAUAUCACAAAUGAUACGUGCAUUGAUGCGAGCAAAGUGCCAAAUGUUAGUUCAGCAAUUGAUUCAGCUCUGCACGUCGAUCAAGUAACAAUUUUGGAAGAAGGUACAUCAAAGGAAGCAGAUUCGAAUGAAAUGUCCUCAAACCAUAAUGAAACUCUUACUAGUCCUAGAAAAAUUGGUGAACAUCAAAUAUAUAUGGAAGUUACUGUCGACUGUACAUGUAAGCAACCAGACUUUCUUCCAACAGCUGAUAGUCCAUCUUCAAUGUCAUUUGCUGAAAUUCCUGAAGGCGAGGUAGACGAUAGGCUUGAUAAUGACAGCUCUAGACCUAUGAUUCAUCUCCCCAUCAUCUCAGACACAACUUGCAGGAUCAGUGAAAAUUCCUUGAGCGAGGUUAAUGAAAUCGAACAUGAAGAGGAUAAUCACAGCACAGGUUCGGUUGACAGUCAUUGUAGUUUGUCACAUUCAGUUACUUUACAUGCGGAUGAGCAGCCUUUUGAUACCUCCUUGGCAGAGUGUGGCAUUGAUAAUCUAGAUGUGAAGCCUAGUUACACCACUUUCAGUGAUGAUGUUCCUGUAGCUGAAGUGGCUGCUGAUAAUCCUGACAUAUAUUCAAAGGAGCAGUUUAAAGAAAUAGCAGAUGACAUUUUGCAUAUACCUGAUUUGGCAGAAGCUAUAGUUCCAUAUUCUAGCGAGGAUGAAACAAAAUCAAAUAACGCCAAAAUUGAACUCAUGACUGGUGCUGUUUCUGAUGUUGCUGAUGUAAAUAGAAGUGGAGGCAAUGAUCUUUCUGCUCUCAAAGAUGAAGCAGAAUUAGAGGAGAGAGCAAAAGAAUCAGUUAAGUCGGAAGUUAAAGUUGGGAGUAAUCCUGUGUCUGUCCCUGAUGAUCUUGAUAUAAAUGAAGGGAACGAUCUUUCGACUCUUGAAGAUGAUGUAGAAUUGGAGGCGAGAGAAGUAGACUCUAUUAACUUGGAAGUGGAAAAGAGGGCUGCUGUUCUUCUCUUAGUUGAUGUCGACAAAAAUGAGGAUAAUUGUUGUUCUACUCUUGAGGAACCAGAUGGGAGUCGAUCAGUUAUCAGUCACUUAUGUAACGAACAAAAUUCCCAGGAAUCUGGAGAAAAGGAGGAAGUGGAUCAGCUUUUGGUUAUUUCUCCAGAUUUGGACUACGUUUCCUGUGAUACAGCACCUUAUGAUAGUUCAAACAAUCUAUUGCUUGAUAGCAUUCUCGACACUAGUCUGUCUACUUGUGAUGAUCUGGAUGAUGAUGUUGAUAGCCCGUCUCUAAAUUCAAAAAUCUUGCAGGAUCAAAGUCAUUCUUUUCUUGCAGAGACGGAUCAAAAUGGACUUCAAGAAGUUAUCUUACGUGAUUUGAGCUCUCCACCUGGCAACAUUGCACCUUGUGAUCCUUCAAAUGUACAGUUGCUUGAUAGUGCUUCCAGCUCAGUUGUGUUCACAGAAGCCAACCAUGACUUAGAAUCUAAAUCUCCAAACCAUGGUGAUCACGAUAAAUUUGAAGCUGCGAAGUCUUCUCCUCCGGAAGAUAAUGUCAACCAGCCUAAUGAUCAACUUCAUGUGCAAUCACUUGCAUCUGAGGGAUCUCAAAUGUUACCCCAGUUGGAUUCUCUGACCCACAUAGAUCAUGAAAAACAUUUUGAUACUCAUUCCGAGCCUUAUCCAGUGAACAAUGCAACCCAAAGUAUAGUACAGGAGGAAGAUCUACACCCGCAACCUAUGAAUGUGGUGGUAGCAACUGAUGAGUCUACCCAUAUACAAGACGUGCAGUCCUCUACUGAAUCUGAUUCAGUACCUGUUUCUGGAAAACUGCAUACAUUGGAGUUGUUGCAAAUGAACAGUCAAGAGGUAAACCUCUCUGCCCAAGUCAAACACCAAUCAACUCCAGUGUUUUCUGGUUUUGGCAUACUUCCGCAGUUAUCUCCAGUCAAGUCAGAAGAUAUACCUCCAUUGCCACCUCUUCCGCCUAUGCAAUGGAGGAUGCGAAAACCUCAGAAUGCUUUGUUGACUCCAACAGAUGGUGGUCAACAUAGUGACAAUCCCUUUCCAUCGAUCUUUCCAUGUAAAGCUGAUGAAGGUCCCCAAGUGGUGGUUCACCCAACAUUAGAUGAAAUUAGAAAUCCAGAUACAGAAAAUCGGAAAUCUAAACAUGCUUAUAAAGAUUUGAGAAGCGACACAGGGGGUUUCAGCCAAAUAUUAUUACCUGAGGCUAGUUUACACACGGAAGACCAUGACAAAUCAUCUGUACCAUCAGAAACAAAAUUUGCAGAAACCUUGAUGUCAGCUGGAACGGAGCAUUCUCAUAGCGUUCCAACUUCUUCUGGCUGGGAAAUUUUUUGGCCAUCAUCAAACCCGUAUUCAUUUCAACCUGUUGAUAAUGAAGUGUCAAAUACUAUUCGACCUAUCAAAGUACAGCGACCACGUAGUCCUCUCAUUGAUGCAGUUGCUGCUCAUGACAAAAGCAAAUUGAGGAAGGUCUCAGAUCGAGCCACACCUCAGAUACCAAAGGGAGAGGAAAGUGAUGCCAUACUGGAACAGAUACGGGCCAAGUCCUUCAACUUGAAACCGGCUGUCCAGACCAGGCCAAGCAUUCAGGGUCCUAAGACCAAUUUGAGGGUGGCUGCUAUUUUAGAGAAAGCAAAUGCAAUUCGCCAGGCAUUUGCUGGAAGUGACGAUGACGAUGAUGACAGUGAUAAUUGGAGUGACUCUUGAAACAUUCAACCAUUCGAAAUACAAUCAGAAUGAAACAUAUAAUGAGGUUCUCGGGUCUUUAUGCUCACACCAUUGUAGUUAAUCCCAUCAUUCUUUACCAGGUAACCACAAUAUCAUCGAAUAUUGUCGAUAGGAGUUUGUGGUCAGCUGCAUCUUUUUCCUGCUCUACUGCCUCUUUGUUUGGUAUGCUGGAUUUUACUGUUUUGUCCUUCCAAUGGAUCUCACUUUGAAACCUAUACGUGUACAAUAGAUAAACUGUGCAAGGAGUCCAGCGUGUAUUCGCGCUUUUUGGUCUGGUUUUCAGAUGUAGAUUCUGUUAGUUGUAUAUGGGCAUCUUGGGUAACACCAUACAGUUGCAUUGGAGUUGUUCUGGAUUUUAAGGCUGUGUCAUAUGCAAAGUUUAUAUGAGAUUACAAUUGACAUGGGAUUUGAUUGAUUGAUUACUCU
Cynara cardunculus var. scolymus (artichoke) is the source of this 4842-nucleotide messenger RNA. Its product is annotated as protein SCAR4-like. NCBI's taxonomy places the organism in Eukaryota, Viridiplantae, Streptophyta, Magnoliopsida, Asterales, Asteraceae. The transcript has 9 exons. Gene Ontology annotation, molecular function: Arp2/3 complex binding; protein kinase A regulatory subunit binding. Bases 163 to 4395 code for a protein of 1410 amino acids. Gene Ontology annotation, biological process: positive regulation of Arp2/3 complex-mediated actin nucleation; actin cytoskeleton organization. The record is from RefSeq and is a predicted model, not a curated record. Gene Ontology annotation, cellular component: cytoskeleton.